Prorocentrum cordatum is the source of this 951-nucleotide messenger RNA. The record is from the annotation of a GenBank genome assembly. Lineage: Eukaryota; Dinophyceae; Prorocentrales; Prorocentraceae.
AUGGCGGAGGCGGACGCCUUCCGCGCCAGCGGCGGACCUCUCUGGGACGUGGAGGCCUUUGUCUGCUGCGUGGAGGAGGCCUGCCGAAGCUCCGGCCCGGUGCCCUCGGAGCAGGACCUGGGCCGCCUCCCCGGGCUGCGCGACGCGUGCGCGGCCCGCGGCGCCGUGGGCGAGGAGCUGCAGCGGCUGCGCAGCCUCGCGUACCGCCUCUGGCGCGCCUGCGCCGCCCCCGGCUGCGAGGCGCUGGCCGGCCUGGCCGAGGCCCGCCUGCGCCAGUUCGCCUGCGAGCUGCACGCCGCCUGCCGCCCCUCUGCCAGCGGCAGCGCCGAGAUGGCCGGCCUCGCCGCCGCCGCACAGCUGCCGUUCCUGGCGCCCGCGGAGGGGGGCAGGGACGAAGAGGCCACCCUGGCGGCGCAGUGGGCGCUGGCCGGGCGGGCCUGGGCUGCAGCCGGCAGGGCCGACAGCGCGAUCCGCUGCUUCGAGGCCGCAGCGCAGGCGUGGGAGGCAGCGGCGCCCGACGCCGCGGCGCUGGGCUCGCCAGGGGUGACGAAGCUCGCAGAGGCGGCCAUGCAGGCGCACGUGUGGGCCAGCGCCGUGCACUUUGGAACGCAGUCGCACAGCCUGUCUAUGGCCGCGCUGGCGAGGGCGAAGGACGCGCUCUCGUUCUGCUCGCCGGGGGAAGGCGUCCUGGAGGACUUCCUCCGCACGUGCUGCCAGCAGGCAUCGGAGGUGCAGUCUGCGGGCAGGCCUCAGCAGGCGAUCGAGCUCCUGACCCUGGCGCUUGCCACCGUCCCCGCCGAGGAGGCAGAGGACGGCAGCCGCAGGCAGGGCAGCGCUGCCGCGGCCAUGCGGGCCAGGCUGCUGCGGCACCUGGCGCUGUGCUACGGGCGGCUGCCCGAGCGCGGGCGGGCGCUCGAGCACGCCAGGGCGGCCGUGCAGGAGGAGGACUGA